CCCCCCUCCCCGGCAGGUCCUUCGAGGGCGUUUGCGGCUCAGUUGAGUAGAAUGCCCCCUCCCCUCCCCCCCCCGGUUCUUCGGCAGGACCAAAAGGGGCCUGAGGAAAUGGGGUGGAGGUCGCCGAGCGGGGCAGAAACUGCGGGGCUGCUCGACCUGGAGCGGAAAAGCUCUGCGGCCCCGCUGCCCCUUGACCCCAGAUAUUUCAUUCCUGGAAGCGCUCUGCACAUGCUCGGGAGCACCCUAUCGGUUCCGUAGCCAGGGACGGUGACUUAGUUUAACUCCUGUAGCCUGCGCCGAUUCGACAUCCCCGGAUUGCGGCCUUGGCGGUCUCUGCUCCGCGCCGAGAGCCCCGCCCGCCCGAGCCGAAGCCGCGCUGCAACCGGCAAGGAAGGGCGGCUUCUUGCAGCAAUGCCAUUUACACCUGGGCGAGGAUUUCUACCGAGAAGCCAUCGAGCACUGCCGUAGUUACAACGCCCGCCUGUGCGCCGAGCGCAGCAUGCGCCUGCCGUUCCUGGACUCGCAGACAGGGGUCGCUCAGAACAACUGCUACAUCUGGAUGGAGAAGACCCACCGGGGCCCAGGUGCGGACAUGCCCGCUGGGCACUGCCUGGCACCCGGUCAGAUCUAUACCUACCCAGCUCGCUGCUGGCGGAAGAGACGGCGGUUGAACAUCCUGGAGGACCCACGGCUGCGGCCCUGUGAGUUCAAGAUUGAUUGUGAGCCUCCCCUGAAGAAGGAGGCCUCUCUCCCAGAAGGGCCCGUCCUGGAGGCCCUGCUCUGUGCCGAGACGGGAGAUAAGAAGCCGGAGCUGAAGGAGGAAGAGCUGAUCUUAGACUGCCCGAAGGCUCCUCUUGGCGAAUUCCUGCAUGAUUUGGACCCAGAAGAUCUGGAGGAGGACGUCCCCCGGCGGAAGAACAAAGCCAAGAGCAAGGCCUACGGGAUCGGAGGGCUGCGGAAGAGGCCAGAGGCGGCCCUGAUGGAGGACCGGGACAAGCCCUACGUGUGUGACAUCUGCGGGAAACGCUACAAGAACCGUCCUGGGCUCAGCUACCACUACACGCACACACACUUGGCGGAAGAGGAAGGCGAGGAGGGCCCGGAGCGGCACACCCUGCCCUUCCACCGCAAGAACAACCACAAACAGUUUUACAAAGAACUGAACUGGGUCCCAGAGAACCAGCGCAGGCACACAGCUAAGAAAGCUCCGGAUGGGACAGUCAUACCAAAUGGUUAUUGUGAUUUCUGUCUAGGCGGCUCCAAGAAGACUGGCUGCCCGGAGGACUUAAUCUCCUGUGCUGAUUGUGGACGCUCAGGGCACCCGUCGUGCCUGCAGUUCACGGUGAACAUGACGGCCGCUGUGCGGACCUAUCGCUGGCAAUGCAUCGAGUGCAAAAGCUGCAGCCUCUGUGGCACUUCAGAAAAUGACGACCAGUUGCUCUUCUGCGAUGACUGUGACCGCGGCUAUCACAUGUACUGCCUGAGUCCACCGAUGGCUGAACCCCCUGAAGGGAGCUGGAGCUGCCAUCUGUGCCUGAGGCAGCUGAAAGAGAAAGCCUCUGCCUACAUCACCCUGACCUAGGCUGCAGCCUCAAGGCCCCCCUGCCAGCCUCAAGGCCCUCCAGGGGGCCUGGAAUUGUACUGCAGGCCAUGCCCGGGAGCAGUGCAGGACCUUCACUCAUCACUAAGAGGAACAUCGAGGUCUGGCAUCCAAAAUGUUGAUGAGGCUCCUGUAGUGGGGACUGGCACUUGCCACCUCCUGGCUCCACCUAGGCCACCCCAAUGGGGCCAGUCCACACAAAGCCAUACGCCGGGGGGGGGGGGCAGAGACCAGCCCCUCUGCCCUGGUGGGAGUGGGGGGGAAGCUCCAUCCCUCCAGACUGAUGCAUGUGAUGAAAUUGUUUGCCUUUGCUUGCAAGUCCAGAGGCUGGCUACCUGGAGGGGAGGGGGGGCAUCCUGGCUGUGGACCCCCUUCCUGCCCAUGGGAGCAAUGUGCAAGGCCUUUGACAAGAGUUGGGACCAGCCGGCAGGACGGGG
This is a messenger RNA of Pantherophis guttatus, 2037 nucleotides long. RefSeq names its product double PHD fingers 1 (gene DPF1). NCBI's taxonomy places the organism in Eukaryota, Metazoa, Chordata, Lepidosauria, Squamata, Colubridae. The record is from RefSeq and is a predicted model, not a curated record. Gene Ontology annotation, cellular component: nBAF complex. Gene Ontology annotation, biological process: nervous system development.